This is a messenger RNA of Micropterus salmoides (largemouth bass), 2030 nucleotides long. Its product is annotated as complement factor H-related protein 1-like. The transcript is spliced from 6 exons. The coding region runs from base 535 to 1887 and encodes 450 amino acids. Lineage: Eukaryota; Metazoa; Chordata; Actinopteri; Centrarchiformes; Centrarchidae. The record is from RefSeq and is a predicted model, not a curated record.
AUCGCAGGGCUCUGGGGUCAUGUAAACUUGGUUAAUAUGACUUUGUAGCAGGGGGGGGCCACGAUGAAGCUCCGUCCCACUGUGCUGAGAGUCUAUCUCUGCCCCCGCCUAUGAGUAAUCCCCAAUUUUACAAAAUGUACCUGUAAUCUGAUUACGUUACUUUACAUUUAUUUUGUAUCCUGAUUACGUAACACCGUUACAUGUAAUCCGUUACUCCCCAACCCUGUAUGAGUGUUUCAUGUUGUUCAAAUAUUACAGAUAUUCAGGAUUGAGAGGGCUAAUAUGAAAGACUGGAGAACGACUAUUAAUGAUUUUUGGUCUCCUGUGAGUUGUUUCCACAAUUCCAUGAAGCCUACUCCAUCUGAGAUCCAUGAAAGAGGGGACAGAUUAAUGUCUUUGACCUCUAUAAUAUCCACAGACUUCAAUUGUUUUCAGUUAUUACUUUUUUGCCUCCUUUAAAAGUGACAGGCUGAGAGCACUGACAAGUAAAACAUCUUACUGAACAGGCUGCAUCAUCAUCUUGAUACGCUGUUCAUGUGCACUUUAUGGUUAAAUGUUUUAGUGGUAGCGCUUCAGUGUUGUGGUCAUUGUUUAGUCACGUUAUGUGCCCAGCACCUAAAAAGAACUUUGGAUGAGUCAACCCCACACAUACCCCCCCUUUCUACAGUACUAAACAUGUGCCAUACAACUGAUGAGACAAUGUGUGUAAUUUCUUCUUCUUUUCCCAUGCCGCCAUGGCAUUGUUUGAUAGCAUGUUCAACGCUGCCAGAUGUUCCUCAUGCCCACAUUUCAGAAGAGACCAAAAAGGCAGAUUACCAAGAAGGAGACGUGAUACAUUUCACUUGCGAACCUGGUUAUACAUCAGGUCCAACCAUCAAAUAUGUAUGCACGAGCGGGGGCUGGUUGGCAGUUCGUCAGGGAACGUGUUUCUUUCCAGCUUCCAGCUGUGAGCCCCCUCCUGCAGAUGGUGGGGUUACAGUAAACGGUUUACCACAAAAUGAAGAACCCAUACUUCCUGACCAAUUCCUCACAUUCAGCUGUGGUCCUGGGAAAUAUCUGGAUGGCAGUUCAGUGCUGAUAUGUGGUAAAGAUGGACAAUGGAAUAAUCCAUUCCCCUCAUGUGAAGACAUCACUUGUAAAGUUGGAGUGAUGCACCCUCAUCUCUAUGUAGCUGGACUCCCAAGAGCAAAUGAAACAAUGAAGACUGGACAUAAAUUACGGUUUCAAUGCAGUGAUCAAUACACAUUGUAUGGGUCUGAGGAAAUUGAAUGUUUACAAACUGGGCAGUGGAAUACUCUCUUUCCAACUUGUGAUGAUUCUCUUACAGACAAAUGCAAAGUCACACAUGUACCAGCCAACGUAUACAUCUCCGUACAUGUACCAAACAAUCAACUAAGAAAAGGACAAAAGUUAAGGUUUGAGUGCAGACAGAGAGGACACUUUCUUCGCGGAAAUGCAUCGGUUGAAUGUUUAGCAAACGGACAGUGGAGUGACCCCUUCCCAACAUGUGGACCUCCUUUGGGUUGUAGGAGACCACCGCCCCUUACAGAUGGAGAUAUCAAGGACAGUGUUCGAUUCCAGUACAGACAUGAAGAUAGGGUUGAAUAUGUCUGUCCGAACUUUUACAUUAUGCAGGGUGGACCUUACAAAACCUGCAAAAAUGGUGAAUGGGUUGGACAGAUGAGAUGCCUCAAACCCUGCACUGUGGAUAAAGAAGCCAUGAGAAGUCACAAUAUUGUCUUCAGAUAUUCAGCUGAUGAUAAGCUGUAUUUAACACAUAAUGAUGUAAUCGAGUUUAUGUGUAUCAGAGGAAGAAGACAUGAUGGAGUAAAGGAGAUGCGCCAGAAGUGUGUUGACGGUGUGAUGCACCUGCCCACUUGCCAGUAAAAGUUUAUAAAUCAACUGAAUAUAAUAUGAUAAACAUGAGCUGGUUCAACAAACAUGUAAAUGAUUAAUCAAAGUAAAGAGUUAGACCAGUAUCUAUACUUCCUGUGUGUUGUAAUUUUAAUAAAGCACAGCUUUUCACUUUG